Molecule: messenger RNA, 465 nt
Organism: Oncorhynchus kisutch (coho salmon)
Lineage: Eukaryota; Metazoa; Chordata; Actinopteri; Salmoniformes; Salmonidae
Product: artemin-like
Exons: 1
Coding region: 1-465 (154 amino acids)
Molecular function (GO): glial cell-derived neurotrophic factor receptor binding; growth factor activity; receptor tyrosine kinase binding
Source: RefSeq, a predicted model, not a curated record
AUGGACGAAGUGGACGACCACCCUAGUGGCCGGUGGGGGAGACGUUCCCCUCGCAACUCCGACGCCGAACCAAAAGGCUCAGCCAAGAAAAAGAAGAGGAGGAAGAAGAAAGAGAGGGAUAGAAAGGGCAAAGGGAAGGGCCGGCAGCCCCAGCAGAGCAGCCCAGACUGCAGGGUGGAGAAACGGGAGAUGCGGGUGCGGGACUUGGGCCUGGGCUUCGACUCAGACGAGAUCGUCCUAUUCAAGUUUUGCGUGGGCUCCUGCCAGUCGUCCAGGACCAACUACGACCUGGCUCUAAGGGCCCUGAUGGAGGACGGGUCCCUGCCGCGGAGGACCUCCCGGCGAGUCAGCGCCCACCCCUGCUGCCGGCCCGACAGCUACGAGCCCGUGUCCUUCAUGGACGCCCACACCGCGUGGCAGACCAUCCAGUCACUGUCGGCGGCCAGCUGCAUGUGUAUGGGCUGA